This is a messenger RNA of Fomitiporia mediterranea MF3/22, 1527 nucleotides long. RefSeq names its product T-complex protein 1. Gene Ontology annotation, molecular function: ATP binding; ATP-dependent protein folding chaperone; ATP hydrolysis activity. Gene Ontology annotation, cellular component: chaperonin-containing T-complex. The record is from RefSeq and is a predicted model, not a curated record. Gene Ontology annotation, biological process: protein folding. NCBI's taxonomy places the organism in Eukaryota, Fungi, Basidiomycota, Agaricomycetes, Hymenochaetales, Hymenochaetaceae. The transcript is spliced from 8 exons. The coding region runs from base 1 to 1527 and encodes 508 amino acids.
AUGACGGCCGCAAAGGCUAUCAGUGAUGCCGUCCGGACAUCCUUGGGGCCGAGGGGAAUGGACAAAAUGGUAUGCGUUUUGUCAAUGAUCCAAACUCCCAAAGGCGAGGUGAUCAUCACGAACGAUGGUGCUACUAUCUUGAAGAGCAUCCAGGCAUUACAUCCUGCGGCAAAGAUGCUUGUAGACCUAUCAGCAGCACAAGACGUCGAAGCAGGGGAUGGUACAACAUCCGUAGUCGUCCUAGCUGGAAGUUUUCUAGGCGCAGCAGAAAAGAUGCUUGAGAAAGGGAUGCAUCCGACGAUCAUCGCAGAGUCGUUCACGAAGGCUGCUGCAAAAUCAGUCGAAUACUUGACUGAAAUCUCCACCCCCGUAGAUUUGAACGAUCGAGCUAACUUACUUCGCGCCGCAACUACCUCAUUGUACUCAAAGAUUGUAUCGCAAUACUCGUCUACCCUUGCACCUAUUGCUGUCUCCGCUGUUACACGGUUAGCGACCGCGACAUCCUCAAAUGUGGAUCUUCGCGAUGUCCGCGUUGUAAAAAAAGUCGGCGGAACGAUAGAAGAUACAGAACUCGUCGAUGGAGUCGUCUUAAACCAAAACGUCGUCGUCUCAGGAGGAGGACCAACGCGUAUCGAAAAGGCUAAAAUCGGUCUUAUCCAAUUCCAACUCAGUGCUCCUAAACCAGACAUGGAUAACACCGUCAUUGUAAACGACUACCGCCAAAUGGACAAAAUCCUCAAAGAAGAACGUCAAUACCUCCUCAACCUCUGCAAACGCAUAAAAAAAGCCAACUGCAACGUCCUCCUAAUCCAAAAAUCCAUUCUCCGAGACGCAACAACCGACCUCUCCCUCCACUUCCUCGCCAAACUCAAAAUCCUCGUCGUCAAAGACGUAGAACGCGAUGAGAUUCAAUUCCUCUCGAAAUCACUUGGAUGUAAACCGAUUUCGGAUAUUGAGGCGUUUACGGAGGAUAAGUUGGGUCAGGCGGAGUUGGUUGAGGAGACGAGUAAGGCUGGGGCGAAGAUUGUGAAGAUUAUGGGUGUGAAGAACCCUGGGAGGACGGUUAGUAUCCUUGCGAUGGGUGCGAAUAGUCUUGUGCUUGAGGAGAAUGAGAGGAGUUUGCAUGAUGCGCUUUGUGUGGUUAGGUGUCUUGUUAAGAAACGUGCACUUAUCGCAGGCGGCGGCGCCCCAGAGAUCCACGUCGCACGCGCCCUCUCACAAUUCGCACACACACUCAAAGGUAUGGAAGCCUACUGCUUCCAAGCAUACGCCGACGCACUCGAAGUCAUUCCCACCACCCUCGCCGAGAACGCAGGUAUGAACCCAAUCGCGAUCGUGACUGAGCUACGAAAUCGGCAUGCACUUGGGGAGAAGAAUGCAGGGAUUAACGUUCGGACUGGCCUGAUUUCGAACAUCCUGGAAGAAGACGUCGUACAGCCUCUCCUUGUCUCGACUAGCGCAAUUGAACUAGCGACAGAGACCGUUUGUCUCCUUUUGCGUAUUGAUGACUACGUCCAAGCGCGGUAG